ACUCAAAUUCAUUCAGCUCUCCAGCACACAUCACCUGUUUGUAACCUUGCUGACUGCAAUUUGGCAACGUUCCAAAGUCAACAGCUAGCUGCCUCCCAAGUUCAUCACAGGUCCAGAAUUCCCGUCAAACGCAUAACCUUAAUUAACGGACGCUCAUUGCACUGUACUCUGUAGAUCUCACGGAUCUUCUACUAAACCUAACGCAGAGCUCGCUCUAAAAUAAAACGAGGUGCACGGUCCGACUCCGACUACUCAGCCUUCUCACUCUUCGGAAAUCUCCACCCGGGUUCUUCUUUUAACUUUACUCGCAACAAUUAAAAAGGAGAUAUCCUCGAUAAACACAAGCAUAAUUUCAAUUCUUCUCCAAAAAUACCCAUCUUCACAAAAUCAUUGUGUGUUUAUUUUCUUCCUCGAUUCUUUUUUGAGACACUCCCUCCUCAAGGAUCCAUUUGCUAGGUACAUAUUCAUCGUUUUACCUUUCACCGGUCCAUCCAUCCCACUGAGAGCUGAGAACCACUUAUAUCCGAGCAUCUUCAAAAUUGAAGCUUUGAAAUUUCUCCAUUACUUGACAAUCUCUCAUUUCGAUAAUUCUUUCUUUGAAUUCAUACAAAAACCUUGACGGAAUUGUGAUUGACCUCUUCAAGCAUAGUUUCUUGACCUCCAUAGUUGCAUGGUUUUCUCCUAAAAUCCUCGGCGCGAUAUCCUUUUUCUUCCACCAACAACGACAAUACAAUAUCUACAAUAUCAUACGAUUCUGCGAUAAUGACUCAACAACCGGCACAAAAUGUCAUGCGAAGGUACGUUGGCAUAUUCCAUGAAGUUUUGAUGGAUUGGAAUUCCGAUCGUGGAGAGCAUAUGGGGGAUCGUGUUGCUACUCAGCCUCGCUAUAUCCGAGGUCCUAAAAUCAGCAAAAGCAACGGACCCUUUUUUAGGGUGGAUGUCAGCGCGUCCCCAUUAGUUUUUGUUAUAAUGACGCAACGCGCGCCGUGAAAGACCUGAUAUUGACAUGAGUACAGGAAGUUGGUUAUCAUUGGAGAUGGUGCUUGCGGCAAAACUUCUCUACUUAGUGUGUUUACACUUGGGUACUUCCCAACAGUAAGUCUCUUCAAGAAUUAGAAUUUUAGCAUACUUACUAACAAUAAAUACAGCAUUACGUAUGUUAUAGUUUAGUCCGCAGCAAUUUUCCGCCUUAGCUUUGUGAAUUGGGUGAUGCUGACAACUUACCCUUAUUUUAGGUUCCAACCGUUUUCGAAAAUUAUGUGACGGAUUGCAGAGUAGACGGAAAAUCUGUACAAUUGGCACUAUGGGAUACAGCAGGACAAGAAGACUACGAGAGAUUACGACCACUGGCAUAUUCGAAAGCCCAUGUCAUUUUAAUAGGAUUUUCAAUCGACACUCCGGAUUCAUUGGAUAACGUCAAACACAAAGUAGGAUUGCAAUUUCUGGGGAAAAGUUGAUACGAAGUACUAAUUUUUGGGCUAGUGGGUCGAAGAAGCAAACGAGCGGUGUCCAGGCGUUCCCAUUAUACUUGUUGGGUUGAAAAAGGACUUGCGAGAAGAUCCCGUGGCUAGAGAGGAGAUGCGAAAGAAGUCCCUUGACUUUGUGGGAACGAAAGAAGCAGAUGACAUUGCAAAGGCUAUCGGUGCAAGGAAAUACUUGGAGUGCUCGUCAUUGACUGGCGAUGGAGUUGACGAUGUCUUUGAAGCGGCCACACGAGCCGCACUUUUAACAUUUGAAAAAGGGGAAAGUACUGGAUGUUGUGUUGUACUGUAGGGAUAGGUGAACGGAGUUUGGGGGAUGGAGAUAUGCUGAACCAAGACGGAAAAAUCGAAAUAGGAUAUAAUUGGAAGGUUUCGGAACCGGCGGCAUCUUCACAAUCAUUACUACCAAUGCACGAGGGGGUCGAAAAAUGCCUUUUCUGUUGCAAAUAUACGGGCAAUUCAACCUGCCGCAGGAAUGUUGACGGCAGUAAAAGGACAACAACAAUUUGUACCUUUUGACAAAAGAUUCACACGCCAGGGAACACGAACUGAUCUGACAAUGAUACCGAUGUACUCCACGAACGAAUUUAAUUGUUUCUCUAUCGGGUAGCCAGGCUAGAUGAUGCUUUUUAACGGCGAUCAACCACGAAACGACGGUCUCUAUUUCACAGUCUUACUCUUUCCCACAAAUACGCCCAAAAACUAUCGGGCUUCGAGGUCGG
Molecule: messenger RNA, 2203 nt
Organism: Sclerotinia trifoliorum
Lineage: Eukaryota; Fungi; Ascomycota; Leotiomycetes; Helotiales; Sclerotiniaceae
Source: the annotation of a GenBank genome assembly